CCACAGAUUUUAUUAGUCUCGGACCUCGGAUGCUGCUUGUUACACCUCUCAUGGUAUUGUUGAGGGAGGGAAGAAGGAAGGCUGGGAUCUUCUUCGCUUCAAGGAGUCACGCCAAAAGCCAACCCACAGAGGCUUUUCCUGCACGCCUUCUCAGUUCCCACUCUGGUCAAACAGUAAGAACCCACCCAUCCAUCUCUUUCUCUCCAUCCCCAUACGUUUCUCAUACCUCCCCCAACUCUGUCCGACUACACCUUCCCCUGUUCAUUUAACUAUAUGGGCAUAUCUUCCUCUUCAUAUCUCCCACUUGUUGAUUUGUGUCUCAUUCUUUACAUCUCCAGCCUCCCUUACUUCCAAGCAUAAGCAUACAACCUCUAGCUAUACAUACAUAUAGAUAGAUAGAUAGAUAGAGGAAGGAAACCAUUUCUUGCUACAUUUUGUAUCAAAUCGUCCCUUUUUUUCGACUUUUUCAGUAACAACAUGAAGGAAGGGGGGGAGGUAAGGAGCUCAGCAGGGCAGGUGAUAAUGGAGAUAGAGUCGAACAAGCCGGCGGGGAAUGGAAUUGUGGUGGGGGGGCUGAGUCCGCUAAGCGAGACCCUGUGGAAGGAGAAGAUUGAUACAGAAUUCAUCGGCGACGUGUCGGCCAGGCUCGCCUGGAAGGACUUGACGGUGACGGUGACGCUCGGCAACGGAGAGACACAGAAGAUCUUGGAGGGCCUCACCGGGUACGCCGAGCCGGGGACUAUUACAGCCUUGAUGGGCCCGUCGGGGUCGGGGAAGUCGACGCUCCUCGACGCGCUCUCCAGCCGCCUUGCCACCAAUGCUUUCCUCUCUGGAACUAUUCUCCUUAAUGGAAGGAAGAUGAAGAUGUCUUUCGGGACUGCGGCAUAUGUUACCCAGGAUGACAACUUGAUUGGUACUCUAACAGUGAGGGAGACGAUAUCAUACUCUGCUUGCCUCCGGCUUCCCAAUACGAUGCCGCAGGAGGAGAAAAGAGCUUUGGUGGAGGGCACCAUAGUUGAAAUGGGCCUCCAAGAUUGUGCGGAUGCUGUGAUCGGCAACUGGCAUCUGCGGGGGAUAAGUGGUGGGGAGAAGAGGAGGGUCAGCAUUGCUCUUGAGAUCCUUAUGAGACCCAGAUUGCUCUUCCUCGAUGAGCCCACGAGUGGUCUUGAUAGUGCUUCAGCCUUCUUUGUGACGCAAACUCUGCAUGGUCUAUCAAGAGAUGGAAGGACUGUUAUAGCUUCAGUUCACCAACCAAGCAGUGAGGUUUUCGAGUUAUUCGAUCGCUUGUACUUGCUCUCGGGGGGCAAAACUGUUUACUUUGGGCAGGUUUCAGAGGCAUAUGCGUUCUUUGCUCAAGCUGGAUUCCCUUGCCCAUCCCUAAGAAACCCAUCAGAUCAUUUCCUAAGGUGCAUAAACUCAGACUUUGAUAAGGUGAAAGCUACUCUGAAGGGAUCGAUGAAAAGAAGGUUUGAGAGAAGUGAUGAUCCACUAGAGAAAAUGACUACAAUGGAAGCCAUCCGGAGACUGACUGACUUUUAUAGUCAUUCCCAAUAUUACUACUCGGCACGAGAGAAAGUGGAAGAAAUCUCCCAAGUUAGAGGAGCAGUGUUGGAUUCAGGAGGCAGUCAGGCUAGCUUUUUGUUGCAGGCUCUCACUUUAACCAGGCGCUCAUUCACAAACAUGUCGAGGGAUUUUGGUUAUUACUGGUUGAGGCUUGUGAUUUACCUUGUUGUGACCAUUUGCAUCGGAACCAUUUACUUAAAUGUCGGAACUGGAUACGGCUCCAUUCUGUCUAGGGGUGCUUGUGCUUCUUUUGUCUUCGGCUUUGUCACAUUUAUGUCUAUUGGAGGAUUCCCAUCAUUCGUGGAAGAUAUGAAGGUUUUUCAGAGAGAGCGGCUCAAUGGACACUAUGGCGUGUCAGCAUUUGUCAUCGGCAAUACACUCUCUGCAUUGCCAUUUCUAAUCUUGAUAACCUUUGCCUCUGGAACCAUAUGCUAUUUUAUGGUUCGCCUUCACCCAGGUUUCAUGCAUUACCUGUUCUUCAUCUUGUGCCUCUAUGCUUGUGUUACCGUCGUUGAGAGUUUGAUGAUGGCCAUAGCCAGUGUAGUUCCCAAUUUUCUCAUGGGAAUCAUCAUAGGAGCUGGGAUUCAGGGAAUAUUCAUGCUGGUUUCUGGGUUUUUUAGACUCCCAAAUGACAUUCCAAAACCUUUCUGGCGAUACCCUAUGUCUUACGUCAGCUUCCAUUACUGGGCAAUGCAGGGCCAAUACCAAAAUGACCUGAGAGGUCUCGUGUUUGAUAACCAGACACCUAACCUCCCAAAGAUUCCUGGAGAAUUCAUACUUGAGAAUGUUUUCCAGAUCAAUGUGAACCGAUCAAAAUGGUGGGACUUGCUGGUUCUUUUCAGCAUGGUUGUCAUCUACCGUCUCUUGUUCUUCAUCAUGAUCAAGGUAAAUGAAGAUGUGACUCCAUGGAUUAGAGGCUACGCUGCAAGGAGGUGGCUGCGGCACAAGAAAAACAGUAACCAGCCUGCUUCUGUGGAUCACGUCAACAGGACACCUUCACUCAGGGUCUACGUAGUUGAAGCAGAAAAAAGUUCUACUAGAAGCUAGAAAAAUCAAAGGAAGAGAGAGAGACAAGUUCUCCUAGAAGUUCUCUACUAGAAUAUUAGAAACAAGUUUGUGAUAUUUGGUGCUGUUUCAUUCUAAGCAAACACCAUACCUGCAAGUCCACGGCGACAUUAAAGUUUAUUUUGCACUUGUAUAUCGCACAAAGGAAAAGAGAGUAAGAUCGCUGGAGCAAAUAGAUCCAUGUUUGUCCUUCUCUGUAAAGGGUGAUGUUCAUCGACGUUUGUAGUUCAAUUGCAUUCAGAGAGUCUGCCAGAAUAACUUGAUAGCUUCUUUAA
Messenger RNA from Phoenix dactylifera (date palm), 2903 nucleotides. The record is from RefSeq and is a predicted model, not a curated record. NCBI's taxonomy places the organism in Eukaryota, Viridiplantae, Streptophyta, Magnoliopsida, Arecales, Arecaceae.